Uranotaenia lowii is the source of this 1320-nucleotide messenger RNA. RefSeq names its product probable inactive tRNA-specific adenosine deaminase-like protein 3. The transcript has 2 exons. Gene Ontology annotation, biological process: tRNA wobble adenosine to inosine editing. Gene Ontology annotation, molecular function: tRNA-specific adenosine-34 deaminase activity. Lineage: Eukaryota; Metazoa; Arthropoda; Insecta; Diptera; Culicidae. Bases 138 to 1280 code for a protein of 380 amino acids. Gene Ontology annotation, cellular component: cytoplasm; nucleus. The record is from RefSeq and is a predicted model, not a curated record.
GAUUUUCCUGAUCGAUUUCUGGUACAUGAACGUUUUGACCCACAAAAGGCCUUGCAAACGACCGGACUGAGAUAACUGUGACCGGGUCCAUUGUUUCGAGAUUUUCUGAUAAAGCUGUUGGUAGCCUGAACAGCAGAAUGGCUGACCGACCACCGGAGGCAAAAAAGGCAAAAAUGGCAAAUGAGCAGACGCAGCAGACGGCUAGCCUGACAGAGAUAAAGUCCAUCUUAUCAGACGACUACACGGGCGAGAUUGAGCUUGUGGAUGUUUAUGUUGGACGGAUCGGCCAUUCGCGUCACACUUCUAAAUUAAUUAUGGACCUGAAUAAAUGUCUGCCGUUUUCAAGGCUCCAACAUCUGAAACGGGUUAGCUGCGACGGUAUGAUCAUUUUGGCGGAAGUCGAUGAGCUUGAAAAACUGAUCAAGCAUGAAGAAAAUCCCGAUCGAAAGGGGUCUAUUAGCGACGAUUCGAAGGAGAAAUCAAUUCUGCGGAGCAAAGUUGCAGAGUAUUUCAAAGCGAAUAAUGUCGAUGAAAAUAUGUUUCAACAUUUAUGUGACAGUUUAACAAUCCGUAAGAUGGUCAGAUCUGGUCCCAAACUAACAUGGCAGUACGAGCAAGCUAAACAGUAUUGGCCUUGUAAAUUUCACCCAGAUAAAUAUUUGGAAAGCCUAUACUCGAAUUCAAUAUUCACUGGCGAAGAAAAGGCCUUUCAUUUGGAAAUAAUGUCAGCCUGCCUCUAUCUAUCGCACCAUUUUUCCGAGACGUCAUUCGGCAUAUGUGUUAAUCCGAAACUCAAACGAAUCGUCGCCAUCGGAUCAGAUAACAGUGCCCAGCAUCCACUGAUGCAUUGCCCUAUGGUGUUAAUUGACAAUGUGGCCGUAUCGCAAAACGGAGGUGUUUGGAGAUCGAAAAAACAAGAACCGAUCACCGACGACGAUGGUUUGAUCACGGAUGGAAUCGACUCCCAUUUGAUGGACAUUUUAAAGGAAAAGUUUGGCCGUUUGAAAUUCGGGGCGAGUCCACCGAAAACAUCGGUCAACCUACAGGAGCUAUCGCCCCAUGAAGAUAAUUUGGACAAGUACGGACCCUACCUCUGUACCGGAUAUGUCGUUUAUCUCUCACACGAGCCUUGCAUAAUGUGUGCCAUGGCGCUGACGCACAGCCGCGUGAAACGUGUUUUCUAUCACAAGAAAACGUCUUUUGGGGCUUUGGGAUCGAUAACGAAAGUGCAUUGUACACGUGGUUUGAACCAUCAUUAUGAAGCGUUUCAUGUGACGUAACGAAACUUUUGCUGUCUACCAAUAUAAUUCAAUUUGAUCA